Molecule: messenger RNA, 579 nt
Organism: Sabethes cyaneus
Lineage: Eukaryota; Metazoa; Arthropoda; Insecta; Diptera; Culicidae
Exons: 2
Source: RefSeq, a predicted model, not a curated record
AUGUAUUGGGUUGUGCAAUGUAGUAGUAGUAGUAGUAGUAGUAGUAGUAGUAGUAGUAGUAGUAGUAGUAGUAGUAGUAGUAGUAGUAGUAGUAGUAGUAGUAGUAGUAGUAGUAGUAGUAGUAGUAGUAGUAGUAGUAGUAGUAGUAGUAGUAGUAGUAGUAGUAGUAGUAGUAGUAGUAGUAGUAGUAGUAGUAGUAGUAGUAGUAGUAGUAGUAGUAGUAGUAGUAGUAGUAGUAGUAGUAGUAGUAGUAGUAGUAGUAGUAGUAGUAGUAGUAGUAGUAGUAGUAGUAGUAGUAGUAGUAGUAGUAGUAGUAGUAGUAGUAGUAGUAGUAGUAGUAGUAGUAGUAGUAGUAGUAGUAGUAGUAGUAGUAGUAGUAGUAGUAGUAGUAGUAGUAGUAGUAGUAGUAGUAGUAGUAGUAGUAGUAGUAGUAGUAGUAGUAGUAGUAGUAGUAGUAGUAGUAGUAGUAGUAGUAGUAGUAGUAGUAGUAGUAGUAGUAGUAGUAGUAGUAGUAGUAGUAGUAGUAGUAGUAGUAGUAGUAGUAGUAGUAGUAGUAGUAGUAGUAGUAGUAGUAGUAGU